This is a messenger RNA of Lethenteron reissneri (Far Eastern brook lamprey), 2475 nucleotides long. RefSeq names its product heat shock protein HSP 90-alpha-like. The record is from RefSeq and is a predicted model, not a curated record. Gene Ontology annotation, molecular function: ATP binding; ATP-dependent protein folding chaperone; ATP hydrolysis activity. Gene Ontology annotation, biological process: protein folding. Lineage: Eukaryota; Metazoa; Chordata; Hyperoartia; Petromyzontiformes; Petromyzontidae.
CCUGGAGAAACAACUGGCCCGACCAUGGAUGAAGAGACUGAAACCUUCGCCUUCCAGGCGGAGAUCGCCCAGUUGAUGUCCCUCAUCAUUAACACCUUCUACUUCAACAAGGAAAUCUUCCUUAGGGAGCUCAUCUCCAACAGCUCCGAUGCUCUGGAUAAGAUCCGCUAUGAGAGUCUGACAGACCCCAGCAAAAUGGACUCUGGCAAGGAGCUCAAGAUCGACGUGAUCCCCAACAGAAAUGAGCGUACCCUCACCAUCAGCGACACGGGCAUCGGCAUGACCAAGGCUGAUCUCAUCAACAACUUGGGCACCAUCGCCAAGUCGGGCACCAAGGCCUUCAUGGAGGCGCUGCAAGCGGGGGCCGACAUCUCCAUGAUUGGCCAGUUCGGCGUGGGCUUCUACUCUGCCUACCUGAUCGCCGAACGGGUGUCCGUCGUCACCAAACACAACGAUGACGAACAGUACUUGUGGGAGUCAUCCGCGGGUGGUUCCUUCACGGUGCGCCUUGACAAUGGUGAAAGCAUUGGCAGAGGCACUAAGAUCACGCUGCACCUGAAGGAGGACCAAUCUGAGUACCUGGAGGAGAAGCGCGUCAAAGACAUCGUGAAGAAGCACUCUCAGUUCAUCGGGUAUCCCAUCACCCUCUUUGUCGAGAAGGAACGUGACAAGGAGGUGAGUGACGAUGAGGCUGAAGAGGAGAAGGAGGAAAAGAAAGAAGAAGAAAAGGAGGCCGAGACGGAGGACGACAAGCCCAAGAUUGAGGAUGUUGGCUCGGACGACGAGGCCGACAAGGAGGGUGACAAGGACAAGAAGAAGAAAAAGAAGAUCAAGGAGAAGUACAUCGACAAGGAGGAGCUCAACAAGACCAAGCCCCUGUGGACGCGCAAUCCAGACGACAUCUCGCAGGAGGAGUAUGGAGAAUUCUACAAGAGUCUCACCAACGAUUGGGAGGAUCACUUGGCUGUCAAGCACUUCUCCGUGGAGGGCCAGCUAGAGUUCCGGGCCCUGCUCUUCGUGCCACGCCGUGCGCCCUUCGACCUCUUUGAGAACAAGAAGAAAAAGAACAACAUCAAGCUGUACGUGCGCCGUGUGUUCAUCAUGGACAACUGCGAAGACCUCAUCCCUGAGUACCUCAACUUCAUCAAAGGUGUGGUGGACUCGGAAGACCUCCCCCUGAACAUCUCGCGAGAGAUGCUCCAGCAGAGCAAGAUUCUCAAGGUCAUCCGCAAGAACAUCGUGAAGAAGUGCAUGGAGCUGUUUACAGGCCUUGCCGAAGACAAAGAAAACUACAAGAAGUUCUACGAGCAAUUUUCCAAGAACAUGAAGCUGGGAAUCCAUGAGGACUCUCAGAAUCGCAAGCGUCUUUCCGAAAUGCUGCGGUACCACACGUCGGUGACGGGCGAGGAUGUGUGCUCCCUCAAGGAGUACGUGUCGCGCAUGAAGGAGAACCAGAAGCACAUCUACUACAUCACUGGCGAGUCCAAAGAGCAGGUGUCGAACUCUGCCUUUGUGGAGCGCGUGCGCAAGCGGGGCCUAGAGGUGGUGUACAUGACAGAGCCCAUCGACGAGUACUGCGUGCAGCAGCUCAAGGAGUUUGACGGCAAAACGCUCGUCUCGGUCACCAAGGAGGGGCUGGAACUGCCUGAGGAUGAGGACGAGAAGAAGAAGCAGGAAGAGGCUAAAGCGAAGUACGAAAACCUCUGCAAGGUGGUCAAGGAGAUCCUGGACAAGAAGGUGGAGAAGGUGACCGUUUCCAACCGGCUGGUGUCCUCUCCAUGCUGCAUCGUGACCAGCACUUACGGCUGGACGGCCAACAUGGAGCGAAUCAUGAAGGCACAGGCUCUUCGUGACUCGUCCACCAUGGGCUACAUGGCCGCCAAGAAGCACUUGGAGAUCAACCCAGAACACCCCAUCGUGGAGACGCUGCGCCAGAAGGCGGAGGCAGACAAGAACGACAAGUCUGUCAAGGACCUCAUCAUUCUGCUCUUCGAGACGGCGCUGCUGUCUUCGGGUUUCUCGCUCGAUGACCCCCAGACGCACUCCAACCGCAUCUACCGCAUGAUCAAGCUGGGGCUCGGCAUUGAUGAUGACGAACCCAUCCCAGAUGAGAGCACGCCAACUGUCACUGAGGAGAUGCCACCACUGGAAGGAGAGGAUGCUUCCCGGAUGGAAGAGGUUGAUUAAAAACGCCUGGUGACCAAUUUUUUGGGGAGCAAUAGUAUACACCUUGCUUUGUUGCAGGGUUCAAAUAAAUGUGCACAUUUAAGCGAUCGUGCAUCCAGAGUUCCCAUACUUCGUGUUUAAAAGUUGUGUGUUCUUUGCACUGUGAAAGUUAAAAUACAGGCUUCUGUCCGAUGUGUUGCUUGUGCGCACGUUUCGGGUCAAACCCUCUUUGUUGGCAGUACAUACAAUGAUCUUGGUUUUUUUGGUAACUUGAAUAAAGCAUUGCACCCUUCUGGGAGGCCCCCCUGA